Messenger RNA from Panicum virgatum (switchgrass), 4987 nucleotides. RefSeq lists its product as uncharacterized. The record is from RefSeq and is a predicted model, not a curated record. Bases 73 to 4293 code for a protein of 1406 amino acids. The transcript has 12 exons. NCBI's taxonomy places the organism in Eukaryota, Viridiplantae, Streptophyta, Magnoliopsida, Poales, Poaceae. Gene Ontology annotation, molecular function: protein binding.
ACACCCCCACCCCAUUCCCCACCCUUCCAGAGGCCCCCGUCACCGCCGGCCGCUGCCCCGCCGCAGCAGGGGAUGCCGCCGGCGGUAGCGCCCGACCCGCCCCGCCAAAACCCUAGCGGGCCCGACCUCCCCGCCGCCGCCGCGGCCCCCAUGGCGAGCCCGGGCCUAGGGCUCGGCCUCGCGCCGCCGGGCGCGGAGCCCUCCGCCCGGGCGCCGCCGCCUUCGCGCCGCGCGCCCCGCCUGGCCAAGAGGCGACACGCGCCCGCCUCGUCCCGCUCCCGCGCCCCGCAGCCCCCCACAGGGACGUGGAACCCGUUUGGUGGUGGCGGCGGCGGCGAUAUGGAUGGUCCGAGGCAGGAUGGGACGGGCGGGCUCGGAAGUGAGAACGGAGGAUUCGGGAUGGGUCAGGCCGGGUGCUUUGUGUUUGGUGCUGCUCCGGCAGUGAGCCAACAGGUUCGGGAGCCGUCAGCGGCAGCGGCUUCACCCAGUGAGGCAUCGUUUGUGUUUGGCAACGUGAGGGAUUGCCUGUCUGAGGUUGGGGAGGGAUUAUCUGCACCGUCAAAGCUGCCUGAUAGUAUGGAGAAGCUGAACCUCGGCACACCGGGAGAGUUUGGCUCUGGUUUUGGUCAGGGGAAGGAUCAAAAGGAUGGAUGUUCUGUAUUUGGUGUUGAUAUUUCUGGUUUGGUUUCUAACAUCCAGGUUAAUGUGCUCCCGGAGAAGCUGACACAGUUGAACUUAGGCUGUGGAGCACCCUCGCAGAGUGAGAAGGGUGACAUUGGUAAUGGUGUGCCAAAAUCAUUUGUGUUUGGAGGUAAUGUUGCUGGGACUUUUGCUGAUAGUAGGAAUGCUGCUGCCCCUGGUGCACAGUCAGAUGCUUCUGCCUCAGUUCUAGGCACUGAUGCCAAAGCUAUGCCUAAGAAGUCAACACAGGUCAUAAGUGAUCAGGCACCUUCCAGGGGGAAGGGGAUUGAAAAUACUAAUGGAGCACCUUUCGCUUUUGGAAGUACUGCAGCAAGUGUCCAUUUGGAUAGUACAAAUAGUCAUCAACCUGAAGUGUUUACAUUUGGGGGUGGAGGAGCCCCAGGUACUGCUUUUGGGAAGGAAACAAGCAGCUCUUCAGAUAGGAGCAGUGAAUUCUUCUCUGCAAACAGUUAUGCUUCUAGUUCAAACAGUGAUUUUCUCUCUACAGCAAAUAGCAAUGCUUCAGCUAAUGGCACUGACAGCUCGCCUCCAGAGAAGAAAUCAGAUUUGAGUGCACGAGGUGGAGUCAUGUCGCAAAGCAUGGAAAGUGAUAAUGCUAAUUGUCCACCGGAGGCACUGUUUGGAAGAAACGGAACCCGGAGCUCCAUUUCGCACUCAGCAAGCAUAGCCAUGGAUGAUGGAAGUAACUUUGUCAGUGAUGCAUAUACUAACAUCAGUUCAGCUCGUGGUACAGUGGAUGGUGCGCUUCCAGAGAAGAUGACAGAUUUAAAUAUAGGAUCUGGAAUUCCAUCUCAGAGCAGGGAAGAUGAAACUGUUACUCAACAACCAGAAGUAUUUGUAUUUGGAAGUAACGCGGAGGCUACUUCAGGAUAUGACGCUGUUCCCCAAUCCAAACAGGAGUCGCAUCCAUUUACAAAUUUGAAUUGUCCAGCUAGUUUCUCUACUUUUGGGACUGCAGUGCCAGCUUACAGUUUUGGAACCAUGAAUACAGAAAGAGAAGCUGCUCCUGAUGAUCCUUGUGCUGUCAAACAUGAUUUGCCUGGGUGUUCCAGAGAGACCUUAUUUGGUUUAGAUAGUAUAAAGUCUGCAUACAGGGAAAAAAACGAAGUACAUAAAAGCAAAAGGAAAAAUAGAAGACCAACUAGGCUAAAGCAAAAUGCUCAAGUCCAUCAUGUUGCUCCUAAGGAAACCUUUACCAAUGGAGAUUUAGCAGGUGACUAUUCACCAAUGGAUUGUUCCCCUUAUCCGGCAGAAACUGAACAUGUUUCAACCGAGGCAUAUGUGGCUUCAGACAAGUCUGUUCACAUAGGUGAUAGUGGUGUCCCUAAUUGGAACUCCAGUUGUGCAGAUGAUGAUCUAGUUUCUGCAACCGAGCAGUUGGUUAUUGACGCUGACCUUCAGGCAUUUGGAAAUGAAAGAGUACCGAAUGUAAAUGCAUCUGAAAGCAAUUUCGGGAGCAGCUUUUCUAGUUUUGAAGGAGAUGUAAGUAAAGCAUCACAACAUUCUUUCACUAAUGUCAAUAUUUUCUUGAAUGGUGAGCAUAAAAUAGGUGCAACAGAAGCUUGUCCUGAUGUUAAUGGGCAAGCCUAUGAUGAGAAUACCUACAGAACUCAGCAUGAUUUUGGUGAAGCUGUUGCUUUUCAACCAAGAUCUUCAAAUUUUGUUGGGCUGAACUUUAGCUUCGGUGCAUCGUCAUCUGAUAUUUCUGCAUCGGCACAAAGACGUAGCACAAGAAGGAAGUUAAGAACAAAAGGCACUCCAGCAUCUAAGUCAUCAAGUACCAACUCUUUUGUACAGCCAAAAUCUUCACAAGAUACGAAGGGCAUGCAAGUUUCCCGUGGAACAAGUAUAAAUGAAGACUUAGUGAAAGAACAAGCGACAAGAGAUUCUUCUUGUGCGGCCUUGGAGAUUUGUGAAACCUGGCGUACUAGUGGAAAUAAAGCCUAUGCAAACGGACACUUUGCUACUGCAGAGGAUUAUUACACCCGUGGAAUAAACUCUAUUUCCCAUCAUGGCGCUUCUGGGCACUGUUCCCGCGCAUUGAUGCUGUGUUAUAGCAACCGAGCUGCUACAAGAAUGUCACUUGGCAUGAUUCGGGAGGCGCUUCAGGAUUGUUUGACUGCUAUAUCAAUUGACCCCAGCUUUAUUAAAGCUAAAGUUAGGGCUGCAAAUUGCUACCUUGCAUUAGGUGAUCUUGAAGAUGCAUCAAGGAGUUACAUGUGCUGUUUGAACAAUAACACUUCAAGUUCUGACCCCAAAAUCUUUACUGAGGCUUCUGAUGGUUUGGAAAAAGUCAAGAGAGUGACAGAGUGGGUAUCCCAGUGCAAGGAACUUCUCGAGAAAAGAGCAUCUCCUGAAGCAACAACAGCCCUAGAAUUGAUCUCCAAUGCAUUGCGCAUAAGUCCACAUUCGGAUAGCCUCAAGGAGAUGAAAGCUGAGGCAUUGCUGAUGCUACGAAGAUAUGAAGAAGUGAUUCAACUCUGUCAGGAGUCUGUAAAUCCGGCUGAAAGAAAUUCAGUUUUAUUCAAUGCUAAUGGAGAACCAAAGAAUUCCAGAAUUUCUGAAAAGACACAAUUCUCUGGAAGUUAUUGGCGGCCCUACCUUAUUUGCAAAUCUUAUUUCCUUUCAGGAAAGCUUGAUGAAGCUCUUGAUUUGUUAAAGAAGCAUGAGCAAGUCACACUUUCCAAAGAAAGUGAUGAGAGGACAUAUCAUCAAUGUUUUUCAUUGUUGUCAGCAACUAUAAGACAACUACUCUCCCUUAAGGCUGCUGGAAAUGAAUUAUUUCAAGCUAGAAGAUAUUCAGAUGCUGUGGAACAAUAUUCAGCUGCUUUGGCAUGCAAUAGUGAAUCACGCCCGUUUUCAGCUGUCUGCUUUUGCAAUCGUGCAGCUGCAUAUCAAGCACUUGGUCAAGUUACUGAUGCAAUAGCAGAUUGCUCACUUGCCAUGGUUCUUGAUGCAAAUUAUCUAAAGGCAAUUUCAAGGCGAGCCACCUUAUACGAGAUGAUAAGAGAUUAUGGGCAAGCUGCUAAUGAUGUAAGGAAGCUAAUCUUGCUCCUUGAAAAGAAAGUCAAUGUGUCUGGAGUAUCACCAAAAGUUUUUAACAAGCACAGUGAUCUCAAGCAAGCACGUGCGCGGCUCUCAUCCAUAGAGGAUGAAGCAAAAAAGGAUACUCCGCUGAAUUUGUAUUUAAUCUUGGGAGUGGAGCCAUCCUGCUCUGCAGCAGAUAUCAAGAAGGCAUAUAGGAAAGCUGCAUUGAAACAUCACCCAGACAAGGCUGCUCAAUUACUAGUAAGAAACGAGAAUACUGACGACGGAUUUUGGAGGGAUGUUGUCAAGGAAGUUUAUGCAGAUGCAGAUCAUCUGUUUAAAACAAUCGCUGAGGCAUAUAAUGUUCUUUCGGACCCGGACAAGCGUCAAGAGUAUGACUUUGAAGAGGAUGUAAGAAAAUCUCGAAACAGAGUAUCUAAGUCCAGGAGUAUGCAUAGGUCACCUGAACAGAACUAUGGCAACAGAGGUUUUAAUCCACGUCAGUGGCAGUCAAGCAGAGCAUCACGCUCACGAUGGUAUGGCUACUCAGAUGAUUUCUGGUAAACUUAUUGGCAGCUAUAUAUGGUGUGGUCAUUGGCCGAGAAGCAACUUCUGCAUCAGUUGCAAUGUUGCAUGUGGAGCAAGGCCCCAUUUCACCAAGAUGAGUGGCACUUAUCUAGGGUUUCUAGCUUGACUGGCACAUGCAUGAUCUGGAGACAGGACAUCAAGUUAUCUUGGUUGGCUUGAUGGUGUGUGAACAUUAACUGCUUGGUAUUGGGAUCUGAACACUGACAACAUCAUCAAAGGUUAGAAACACGGAGAAAGAUAUUGGUUUCUCCAUAGGCAAAAUCAUUCUUUUGUGGAGUGCAUGGCUGCUCCUCAGGUUUACAGCGCCAAAGAUCAGCUGAAAGAAGAGGCAUGUCCUUUUCUGCGUGCUGUUGUAUUCUGUUUAUAAGGUAUCCAGAUAUUCUGACAUGCCUGGCGAUUGGAAACAAAGAGUGGUACAUAUUGUAACUGCCCAAUGUCGAAAUAUCCAAUUAUUUUUUCUUAUGACCAUGCGGUUUUGCUAGCUGAUGUAAGGCAUCACUUUUGCGUGUUUUAAGCAUGCGCGAGAUUUUGUAGAAACUCCUUCCAGAAAGGCAGAACGUCUGGCACAGCCCAGUAGUUUAUUGAUUGCUUCCGGUCAUCCGGAAAUAGGCCGUUUCAGCAGUGUCAUUGUAAAUCGAAUAACUUUAUACUAGUGACCUUUGGGACGUCA